AUGCAGAUAUUCAUCAGUGCCUUGGAUGGCGGAAUCCAUCGCCUCGAAGUUGCACCAGAAACUACCGUUGCACAGAUUAAGAAGGACUUAGGAGCUAAUGAGCACAUUCUCUCUUAUGGUAGCUCCAUUCUGGAAGAUUCUUCGAGCCUUUCGAGCCUUGACAUUUCUGAUGGAGCCUCGCUCGCUAUAAAUGCUAGACUUCUCGGAGGUAAGGUCCACGGAUCUUUGGCUCGUGCCGGAAAAGUGCGUGCUCAGACACCAAAGGUUGAGAAACAGGAGAAAAAGAAGAAGAAGAAGGGACGUGCGGCACGACGAAUUCAAUACACGAGAAGAUUCGUCAAUGUUGCGACUGGACCAGGAAAGAAGCGUGGACCCAACUCCAAUGCUGCUUAA
Ostertagia ostertagi is the source of this 393-nucleotide messenger RNA. NCBI's taxonomy places the organism in Eukaryota, Metazoa, Nematoda, Chromadorea, Rhabditida, Trichostrongylidae. The record is from the annotation of a GenBank genome assembly.